AUGAACGCUAAAGGCACCACUGAUUUAGAUCGACAGGUAUACGUCAACCGAGGAUGCGAUCCCUUGCAGAUUUUCAAGGGCGUCAGCUAUACAGUCACAUACCAACUGUAUGUUAAGAUGAUCCGUUCAGAAGGAACAAUAUAUAAGGGCGACGUGAUUGUCCUUGAUGAUGAGGGGGUUACAGCUUCUUUCAAGGGUGUAGCGCCGAGGGGUAUUCCAUGUAAAGCUUUCAAUAUGGUGUUACAAGCAGCUGUAGAGGGCAGAGAGCUUAACGGCCCAAAAGCGCCUGCAAGUAACCUGACUGCUUCCGCUGUCACUGCUGCUGCUGCUCUUCCUGUGGCACCAAGACCACCAGUAGUGCCUACAAUUUCUUCAACAGCACCGGUUGACGCCCACGGUAUUGAAAAACUUCCGGUUCAAAAGAGCCCUGUAAAGAUGGAAAUCAAGCAAACACCUCCAACAGCAAAUGUUCAACCUUCCGUCUCACAUCGGCCUCCCCCUCAACCUAAAUCUGACCACAAGUGGAAAGCGGCUCUGACAAUAAUCCUAGAGGAAACUGGGCUUUCGGCAGAUUAA
Messenger RNA from Talaromyces atroroseus, 576 nucleotides. RefSeq lists its product as hypothetical. The transcript is spliced from 2 exons. The record is from RefSeq and is a predicted model, not a curated record. Bases 1 to 576 code for a protein of 191 amino acids. NCBI's taxonomy places the organism in Eukaryota, Fungi, Ascomycota, Eurotiomycetes, Eurotiales, Trichocomaceae.